Molecule: messenger RNA, 1860 nt
Organism: Toxotes jaculatrix (banded archerfish)
Lineage: Eukaryota; Metazoa; Chordata; Actinopteri; Toxotidae
Gene: dbnla
Product: drebrin-like a
Exons: 15
Coding region: 191-1648 (485 amino acids)
Biological process (GO): regulation of actin filament polymerization; neuron projection morphogenesis; postsynaptic actin cytoskeleton organization
Cellular component (GO): postsynaptic density; cortical actin cytoskeleton; plasma membrane
Molecular function (GO): actin filament binding
Source: RefSeq, a predicted model, not a curated record
GAAUCACAAUAAAUCAGAGUCACAGUGAUUCUGCUCUGAUCCCAGAGACUCUGUUUUCUUUUUAUGCUCCUGGAGUUUCUUCUUUUUCUGUGGGUUUUCGCCUCAUCUCCAGAGACUGUUGACUCGUCUGUGUGAGUUUGUGGAUUACUGGCAGCCUGGUCGGACAGUGGAUGAGGAAACCUGGAUUAAAAUGGCAGUGAAUCUGAGUAAGAAUGGUCCUGAACUCAUGGCUGCGUAUAAAGAAGUGGUGGACGGCAAGUUGAACACAAACUGGGUGCUGUUUACUUAUGAAGGGAACAGUAAUGAUAUCCGUCUGGCAGAGAAGGGAGAUGGCGGAUUAGAGGAGAUGGUGGAGGAGCUGAACAGUGGGAAGGUGAUGUACGCUUUCUGUCGUGUGCAGGACCCCAACUCUGGUCUGCCCAAAUAUGUCCUCAUAAACUGGACAGGUGAAGGUGUGAAGGACUCUCGGAAAGGAAUAUGUGCCAACCAUGUGAGCUCAAUGGCCGGUUUCCUGAAGGGAGCCCACGUGACCAUCAACGCCCGGGGAGAGGAGGACGUGGAGCCGGAGGCCAUCCUGGAAAAAGUGGCCAAAGCAUCUGGAGCAAAUUUUAAUUUCCACAAACAAACGGAGUACAGAGACGCACCCAGAGGACCUGUGGGUUCAGUGUAUCGGAAAGUCAACGCUGCAGAGGAAAUUCAACAAACCAAGAAGGACGACUUCUGGGUCCAGACUCAGAGGGAUGCAGAGGUCCAUCGACAGGAGGAGAACAAACGAGCAGAGCUGGAGAGACAAAGGUUGGAGAGAGAGAGGAGGGAGAUGGAGGAGAAGCAGGCGAAGGAGAGGGAGAGGAAAGCAAAGGAGAGAGCUCAGCAGAUCGAACAGGAGAAGAUUCAGAGGCAGAGAGAAGAAGAGGACAGACAGAGGGAGGAGCAGCGGCUGAACCAGCAGGAAAAAGAAAAGAAGAAAACAGGCAUCAGCGCUGCUGCAUCUGUACAGAAAGCUAACGAAGCCAAGUCACUGAUUUCUCAGAGAUCGUUUAAUCCAAGAGACAUUUUCAGACAGAGGGAGCAGAGCUUUGAGGCCAACGACAGACAGUCUACUGCUGCGCUCAGGCCUGGGAGGCUGCAGAGUCCGUUUCUAUCUCAGAAAACCUGUGAGGAAGAAACAAAGGUGCAGCCACAGAAUCCACCAGCUCCAGCUGUGGCCCGCCUGUCUCCUGUCACACCUGUCUCACCUGUGCUGUCUCACUCACCUGCUGCACAUGUGUCCCAUUCACCACCAGAGACCACAGGCUCACCUGUUCAGCCUGCAGACACAGCUUUCACAGAAGAAGACGAGUGGUCCGAUGAGUUCGAUGACGAUGCAGAUGAAGGUGCUGCAGAUGAAUUUCAGGAUGAUCUGUAUCAGGCAGAGAACCUGUAUGAAAACAUUUACCACACAGACGAAGAACACGAUGCAGACGCCAACGGGCAGAACAUCUGUGCCAGAGCUCUGUAUGACUACCAGGCUGCCGACGACACUGAGAUCACCUUUGACCCCGACGACAUUAUAACCAACAUAGACAAGGUGGAUGAGGGUUGGUGGAGAGGUUACGGACCUGACGGACACUACGGCAUGUUUCCCGCCAAUUAUGUGGAGAUUCUCUAGCUGUCGUCAGCCUCUUUCCUGUUAAUCACAAAGUUCUGGCACAAACAUUUGUAUAAAACUGAAAACCUCUCAGGUGACAGACAGGAGAUGAUGAAGAUGAUGAAAUAUUUCUCAGAAAUAAACGUGUUUGUUGUGUCUCUGUUCAAAUCUCUCGUUGUUUAACAUCAUGGGAUUGACAGACUGUUGUAAGAGUCCCAAUAAAUAUCUUUAAA